AUGGCGGCCGGGCCGCUCUUUCCGCCCGGCUCUAUGGUUCCGGGUGGGGGCGGCCCGGCUUUGAAAGCGCGAGGCGGGAAGGAGGCCGUCGGGCCCGAGGCUGAGGGGACGGCGGCCAUGACGACGCCUCCGCCGCCGUGGCGGAGCCGGGGCGGGAAAAGGCGCCGCUCGGGCAGCCCUCGGGGCCCGGGGCCGCCCUCGCCGAGCCCGCCCCCCGGCCCAGGGCAGGGUCCGUCGGUGACGGUUCCCGAAGGCCGGAUGGACAAGCUGCUGCUGGCCAGCUGGGGGCUGCCCCACGAGGUUCUGGAGACAUACCGACGCCUCGGCGUGGUGCGCAUGUUCGAGUGGCAAGCCGAGUGCCUCCUCCUCGGGCGGGUCCUGGGAGGAAGAAACCUCGUCUACUCAGCUCCUACGAGUGCCGGGAAGACUCUCGUGGCCGAGCUGCUUAUUCUGAAGAAGGUUUUGGAAACCCGUAAGAAAGCCCUCUUCAUUUUGCCCUUCGUCUCGGUGGCCAAAGAGAAAAAGUAUUACCUGGAGAACCUGUUCCAGGAGGUCGGACUCCGGGUGGGCGGCUACAUGGGCAGCAGCUCGCCAGCGGGCCGCUUCUCUUCCCUGGAUGUUGCCGUCUGUACCAUCGAGCGAGCCAACGGGCUCAUCAAUCGCCUCAUUGAGGAAGAGAAGAUGGAUCUGUUAGGGAUGGUGGUGGUGGACGAGCUGCACAUGCUGGGAGACUCCCAUCGGGGCUAUCUGUUGGAGCUUCUGCUGACCAAGGUCCUCUUCGUAACGCGGAGAACCGCCGCCAGCCAGGCCAGUUCACCGAAUGAUUUCCAUGAAGGUGUUCAGAUAGUGGGCAUGAGCGCCACUCUCCCUAACCUGGGUCUCUUGGCAUCCUGGUUGAACGCUGAGCUGUACCAGACGGAUUUCCGGCCGGUGCCACUUCUGGAGCGGGUGAAGAUCGGCGGUGCCGUCUACGAUGCCUCCCUGAAACUGGUUCGGGAGUUCCAGCCGGUGCUCCGGGUCAAGGGCGAUGAGGACCACGUUGUCAGUUUGUGCUACGAGGUCAUCCACCAAGGCCAUUCUGUCUUAGUCUUUUGCCCGUCCAAGAGCUGGUGUGAGAAGCUGGCCGACAUCAUAGCCCGCGAGUUCUACAACCUGCAACAGCGCCAGGCCGAGGAUCCAUCCCAUCCUGCCCCGGUCGUCCUGGACCAAGCGGGACUCCAGGAGGUGACGGACCAAUUAAAGCGCUCGCCUUCGGGACUGGACUCGGUGCUCCAGCGGACUGUGCCGUGGGGUGUGGCGUUCCACCACGCAGGCCUCACUUUCGACGAGCGGGAUAUUAUCGAGGGGGCUUUUCGGCAGGGGCUCGUUCGGGCGCUGGUGGCCACCUCCACCCUUUCCUCGGGCGUGAACUUGCCCGCCCGUCGCGUGAUCAUCCGCACCCCCACGUUCGGCGGCCGGCCGCUCGACAUCCUCACCUACAAGCAGAUGGCCGGCAGGGCCGGCAGGAAGGGCGUGGACACAGUCGGUGAGAGCAUCUUAGUGUGCAAGUACUCCGAGAAGUCGAAAGGCAUCGCUCUGCUCCAGGGGUCCCUAAAGCCCGUCCGCAGCUGCCUCCGGACCGGAGCCGGGGAAGAGAUGACGGCCAGCAUGAUCCGAGCCAUCUUGGAGAUAAUAGUCGGCGGGGUGGCCAGCACGGCCCAGGAGGUGCAGACUUAUGCCUCCUGCACCCUGUCGGCGGCCAGCCUGCGCGAGGGCCAGCGGGCCGCCCCGGGGGACCAGGACACCGUCGAGCGGGGAGCGAUCGAGGCCUGUGUGGCGUGGCUGCUGGAGAACGAAUUCAUCCGGGUCCGGGAAGCCGGCGAAGAUAAAGGGAAAGUGUAUCAGCCAACCCAUCUGGGCUUAGCCACCCUCUCUUCCUCGCUGUCACCGACGGAGGCUCUGGGGGUUUUUGCUGACCUGCAGAGGGCUAUGAAGGGGUUCGUCCUGGAGAACGACCUGCAUAUCCUCUACCUGGUCACGCCUGUCUACGAGGACUGGAUCACCAUCGACUGGUACCAGUUCUUCUGCCUGUGGGAGAAGUUGCCCACCUCGAUGAAGCGGGUGGCCGAGCUGGUGGGGAUCGAAGAAGGGUUCCUGGCCCGCUCGGUGAAAGGAAAGAUUGUGGCAAAGACGGAGAAACAGCACCGACAAAUGGCCAUCCACAAAAGGUUUUUCACCAGCCUUGCCCUGCUAGAUUUAAUCAACGAAGUGCCCCUCAAGGAAAUGACAGAGAAAUUCGGCUGCAGCCGGGGGCAGAUUCAGUCUCUCCAGCAGUCAGCGGCUACUUAUGCGGGGAUGGUGACGGUGUUCUCUAACCGCCUGGGCUGGCACAACAUGGAGCAGCUGCUCUGCCAGUUUCAGAGCCGCCUGUCGUUCGGCGUCCAGCGGGAGCUGUGCGACCUGGUCCGGGUGUCCCUGCUCAACGCCCAGCGGGCCAGAGCCCUCUACGCGGCUGGCUUGGUCACCGUGGCCGACCUGGCCCGGGCCGGGGCGGACCGGGUGGAGGCGGCGCUGAGGAACGCCGGGCCGUUCCGGAGCACCCGCCGGGCGGUGGACGAGGAAGAGGAGGCGGCCGAGGAGCGUCGGCAUAAGCGCACCAUCUGGGUGUCCGGGAGGAAGGGCCUGACGGAGAGAGAGGCGGCGGUGCUUGUCGUGGAGGAGGCCACGGCCAUUCUGCAGCAGGACCUGGCCGGGAUGGGCGUCCGCUGGACUCCGGAUUCUCUUCUGAAGCCGGGACCCGGAGCGGGGGCCGACGGCGACUCGGAGGCGGAGGACCGGGAGUUGAGGCGGCGUGCCGGACGGUCAUUUCAGAGGUCCGGGACCCCCGAGGGGAAGGACAAGGGAGCCCAGCCCAGGCCUCGUCCAGUCAAGAGUCCACCGAGGGCGGUGCCAGAAUCCGGUAAAGAGAACCAGGGGCGUCCUCCUCCUCGGACCUCCGGCUUCGGAAUCCCCGGGGAGGGUGUCCCACGACAUCAGCCCACACCGGGAGAGCCAGGUGCCGCAGCCUGGCUGCCCGGGGCAGGGAAGCGGAUGACCUUGGACCGUGGCAUGGGAAAGGACAACACUCGGGUGCCCGAAGGCCGGCCCGGCUCCCGGAGGAAGGAUCGAGCGCUCUCUCUAGAAGAUGGGAUAACACCGGCUCUGAGCCCCACUUCAGAAAACCUGCCAACUACUCCCAGAUUCGGAGCUCGGAGCGGGGCGGCAAACCAGCCCGAAGACAAAACUGGGAGGUGCAAGCGACGUCGCUUGCUUCCGGGAGACUCUGGGACGCAGAGGACGGGGUCUCGGGGCCGCGGGGGACCCGGCGGCGGUGGUCGGAAAGAAUCCCCCUCCUCCGGCGGAAAGACUGUGGACGUUUUAGGGUCCGGGUCCCCUGCUCCCAACCCUUCUGUUCACGUUAGGGCCGAGCGGGACGCGAACAAGUCAUCGGACCCUCCACCCGCCGAGGGAACCCGUUUGGAGGGUCCCUUUGUAAAGCCAGGUCCCGAGAAGAAGCCUUGGGACACCCCGGAACCUCAAGCCAGGCGAACCGGGAACCGACGGGCGCAGCGAGGGCCUGGAGGUGGCGUGCACAAGAACGAUGCAGUCGUUGGCUCGGAAAGCGGGCACGAUCGCCACUGGAAACGUGGGAGGCCGAGCGUCCCCGGGCCCACCGUCACCUCCCUGGAUUUUCGGGAUGUGGAGGGAAGUAUAACUAGGACAGCCGAGCCCCGGGAAGAACCGGUCCAGGACGGGGGCCGACUUAGGGACGCCUCUCAGAGGGACGGCAGAGCAGGCGUCUGUGCCGCAACCCAGUUGAAAGCCCAGCGGCCUGCGGACCCGGACCUCGGGCCUGGGGACUUUGAAGAUAGCUUCCAGCUGGACACCCAGACGGAGAAAAUCAUUCAGCAGCGGCCGACGGCCGAGAGUCCCGGACGACGGGGGACCGAGGGCCCGGCAUGGAGGGGCAGCGGGCACGCCAGCCGAGCCGGCGCUUUCCAAAACGAGGACGUCGCCUCGGGGCACCUGAAUCACGCGUCCGCGAACGCCAGGAAGCAAACCGCCAGGAUCCUGAGCCCGGCAGGUCUCCGGUCCAGGCCCCCCGAGCAGCCCGGGGACGCUGCACCCGGCGGCAGUGAAGGAAACGAGGUGUCGGUCACUGACUCCCAACUCACUCGCUUUCUUCAGGGUUUUCAAACUCCAGAGUCAAAAGCAGAGAGCCUCCCCGCGACCCCCGCAACGAGACCCGUCCAGCCGACCCCGUCCAGCGUAGCCGAGGGCCGGUCCGUCUCCGAGAGCAGCCUGAAUCUCAGUAGCAGUUUAUUGUUCGACAGUUUCGACGGUGACCUUCCCGGAAGCCAAGCAGAGCCCGUCUGUGACCCGCAGGCGGCCGAGCCCCUCCCGCUGGGGAUCCCACCGGACCACGGCACUGACCACCCGUGCCCCUCGCGCCGGGAGCCGCCGAGGAGGGUGACCGUUGGCCAUUCGCCCGCCAUCGAGCCCCAGCCGGCCCUGUUCGGCGACAAGUCCGUCGACUUCUCAGAACUGGACUCUCUCCAGAUGGCCGAAGUCCUGAUUCCCGCUCCCAGCCCAGAGGCGCGGGCCCCCACCUCGCCUUCUGAGGGAGCGGAGCCAAGGGAGCCGUCGGACGUUGAGAAGGACGAUGGCCGCCACUCUGUCGCGGGCGGACGUGGGCCAGGUGGAGGAUCUCCGGGGGCUGAAGUCCCCAGGGAAGAGGGAGAAAGUCCCGGGCUGUGGUCGCAGACGUUCGAUUUGAGCCCGGGACUACAGGGCCUUUUAGAUAAUUGUCCCCGCCCCCCAGAAGCCGUCCAGCCGAACGGGGCAGGUUCGGGUCUGCACGGAGGGGAAGAGGAGCCGGCGGACUUCAGGAGCCGGGAGGAGACUGGUUCAGCCGUGGUACCCGGUCACCCGCGCAGAGGGUCAGCGUCCCCUGAGGUCGGUUCACGAUCCGAGCGGGGGAGGUCGGACCGUAGGGCCGGGCCCCCGGCGCUGCGCGCUCAGACUGCGUCUCCUCUGAAAGGCGAGGGAGGCCUUGGGGCACCCGAUCCCCAUCUCGACGGGGGCCUCGGACUGAUCCCGCCAACACCCGCCGCUGCUAAGCCCGUCCUUCCAAGCGCCCUGGGCAUGUCCUGUGGGAAGCCCAACAAAACCCAGGGGAUUCCGGGCCGAGAUGGAGCCUGGCAUCUCCUACCGCAAAACGCAGCCACUCGCGGCUCGGCCCCGGAGCCGCAAGACCAGCGCGUCGACCCGAGGGCCGGCGGAGUCUCCGCCGAGCCGUCCCGGGACGCUUGGCUCUCCCCCUCGGUCCCCGGCAGCGCCGAGACCCUGACCGUCAUUGAUGUGGCCAGUGACAGGACUCUCUUUCAAACGUUUAUCCGAGAAUGGCAGGGCCAGAGAAGAUUUGCCAUCUCGGUGGCUUGCGAGAAGAUCGGUCGGCCCAAGCCCCCCAGAUCCACGAUCGGGGGCCAGCUCAAGGAAGAAAGAUCCUCGCGGCCCGUCCCGAUCACCGACGACGGGUUUCCAGUCCAGGGGUCCGAGGACGUCUCGGUGGUCGGCCUGGCCGUCUGCUGGGGCGGGAAGGACGCCUACUAUCUGUCACUGCAGCGGGACCAGAGUCAUUCCGACAUCAGUGCCAGCUUGGCACCCCCUUCUCUGGACCCACGCCUGCCGGUGGAAGAGAGACUGCGGCACCUCCGAUCCUGCCUGCAGCAAGAGCCCGAGGGACGGCGCUCGCUGGUCGUGUACAAUUUCAUCCCGCACUACAAAACCCUGCUCGGGGCCUGUGACGUCUCCCUGGCCGGCAGCUUCGAGGACCCAAAGGUGGCCUGCUGGCUCCUGGACCCGGGCUCCGUCGAACGGACCCUGCACGGCAUCGUCGCCAGCUUCCUCCCCGACGAGCUGCCCCUGCUGGACGGCAUAGACUCCGGCCCGGGGGUCCAGAGCCUCGGGCUGAGGGCCGGCGCCCGCCGCUCCGGACGCUACCGGGCCGCCGUCGAGUCUGUUCUCGUCUUCGCGGCGAUGGAGCGACUCAACUGCCUGCUGCACAAAGAAAACCUACAAGGAGUUUUCAGCCAAGUGGAGAUGCCCACGCGGUACUGCCUGGCCCUGCUGGAGCUCAACGGGAUUGGCUUCAGCACGGCAGAAUGUGAGUCCCAGAAGCAGGUCAUGCGAGCCAAGCUGGACGCCAUCGAGGCCCGGGCCUACCAGCUGGCCGGCCACGCCUUCUCCCUCACCUGCCCCGAUGACGUCGCUCAGGUCCUGUUCUUAGAACUGAAGCUGCCCCCAAAUGGAGACGCGAGGCCGCCGGGGAACAAGAAGACCCUGGGCUCCACCAGGAGGCCGGCGGCCGGUAGCCGCGCGGGAAAGCUGGGCCGGCAGUUCAGCACCACCAAGGAUGUGUUGGAGAGGCUCAAGGCCCUGCACCCGCUCCCGGGCCUGAUCCUGGAGUGGAGGAGGAUCACCAACGCGCUGACCAAAGUGGUGUUCCCCCUGCAGCGGGAGAAGUGCCUCAGCCCCGGCCUGGGCAUGGAGAGGAUCUACCCCACGGCGCAGACGCACACCGCCACCGGCCGGAUCUCCUUCACGGAGCCCAACCUCCAGAACGUGCCCAGAGACUUCGAGAUCGAGAUGCCCACCCUGGUUGGAGAGAGCCCGCCCUCCCAGGGCCCCGGCAGGGGCGCGUCUCGCCGGACCAGAGGCCAGAGAAACUGCCCCCUGGGUGGCGGCCCGCGGGUGCCGGCUGAGGAGGAGAGCACCCCCAGCCGGGGGAUGCCGUUUUCUGUCAGCAUGAGGCACGCUUUUGUUCCUUUCCCAGGAGGGCUGGUCCUGGCGGCCGACUACUCCCAGCUCGAGCUACGCAUCCUGGCCCACCUGUCCCGGGACCGCCGCCUGACCCGGGCCCUCGACGGGGACGCGGACGUGUUCGAGAGCAUCGCGGCCGAGUGGAAGGCCGUGGACGCGGCCGCUGUGGGGGAGGGCCUGCGGCAGCGGGCCAAACAGAUCUGCUACGGGAUCAUAUACGGGAUGGGGGCCAAGGCCCUGGGGGAGCAGAUGGGCCUAGCCGAGAGCGACGCCGCCCGCUACAUGGAGACCUUCAAAGGCCGGUACCCAGGGGUCCAGCGUUUCCUGCAGGACACGGUGAGGCGCUGCGGCAGGGACGGAUUCGUCCAGACUCUCCUGGGGCGCCGCAGAUACUUGCCCGGAAUCAGAGACGUCGACCCCUACAGCAGAGCCCACGCCGAGCGCCAGGCCGUCAACACCGCCGUCCAGGGCUCGGCCGCCGACAUCGUCAAAACCGCCACCGUCAACAUUCAGAGGCGGCUCGAGGCCCUGCCCUCCGCGGCCAGGUCACACGGACACCGGGACGGCGGCUUCCGGAGGGGUGGGCCGGGAGGAUCCGAGAAGAGGAGAGCCCCGGGAGGGCUCUGCCCCAUCAGAGGCGGCUUCUUCGUCCUCCAGCUGCACGACGAGCUCCUGUACGAGGUGGCCGAGGAGGACGCCGUUCCGGUGGCUCAGAUCAUCAAGAGUGAAAUGGAGAACGCCGUGAAGCUCUCGGUGCGGUUGAAGGUGAAAGUGAAAAUCGGGCCCAGCUGGGGAGACCUGCAGGACUUCGACGUCUGACGGGGCAGAGCCCGGAGCGGGAGCCCCCCUCCCUCCCCUCCUCGGUCCAGGCUGGACGCGGUGGGCCCGGAUGGGGACGGACUGGCUGGAUGGUCUCGUCGACUCGGUCGCCGCCACCUUCCCGAACCCGCGCCCGAGAGAGCCGCCAGGCCUCUCGUGGACGGGUCUGAGUCUGGGCGGCCGCCCCCACGGACUGCGGGUCGGCCGGCUCCCCUUCCCCGAGGACCGUGGGUCGGCCGGCGCUCCGGUGGACCGUGGGUCGCUCGCUGAGCUUCCCCCGAGACUUUUGGGUCGGCCGACCCCCCCGAGGAUUAGGGGUUGAGGAGUUCCUCGAGGACUGUGGGUCGACCGGCUUCCCCGCGGACUGUUUAUCGAUCUCCACCUGGGCGCGGCGGGUCCGUGCUUCGUCUAGCGUGCCGGGGCCGGCGGGGCAGGCGACCGUUAACAAAUGAAUUGUGUCCUGUGCAGAGUGGAAAUGGUGAUUCUUUCCAGGCGGGGCCCGUGCCUUCAGAAUCCAAGCGGCGGGUGGAUCUCUCCCCACCUCCCUCCGCCCCCCCGCUUGCU
Messenger RNA from Ornithorhynchus anatinus (platypus), 8223 nucleotides. It is a transcript of the gene POLQ, whose product is annotated as DNA polymerase theta. NCBI's taxonomy places the organism in Eukaryota, Metazoa, Chordata, Mammalia, Monotremata, Ornithorhynchidae. Gene Ontology annotation, molecular function: ATP binding; DNA-directed DNA polymerase activity; DNA binding. The record is from RefSeq and is a predicted model, not a curated record. The transcript has 30 exons. The coding region runs from base 1 to 7659 and encodes 2552 amino acids. Gene Ontology annotation, biological process: DNA-templated DNA replication; double-strand break repair via alternative nonhomologous end joining.